CAGCUGGGAGGAAGGACAUAAUGCAGGAAGCAAAUAAAGACUCUGAGAUUCAAUUGAGGAAUUGUAAGAUUUUACCAAACUAAUCGGUUGUUUGCAAUACAUAAAUUCUUUCUUUGCUAUGCAUGCCUCCACCUCGGUCAUAAAUGCUAGCCUUAAUUGUUGUGAAACGGUGCUGUGAUAAAAUCAGCUACAUGCUUUAAUGAAAAAAAAAUUGGAUACAAAAAAUGUGCCAACUUAGCUUGAUAGCCUAUAAAGCCAUUUCGUCACUCAGAAAACUACCAACAUACAUUUGCUGUAUUGCUGGAAGCUUUGUUUGGUCUGUGGUGCACCCGACUCAACAACUGAACGAUGUGUAUAGCUUUGUUUCUUUGGCAAUGCCACCCACUGUACCCUUUUCUACUUUUGAACAACAGAGAUGAAUAUCACAGUAGGCCUACGAAGCCUGUGUGUUGGUGGGAAGAUUGUGAUAUAUUGGGAGGAAGAGACGAAAUAGCAAUGGGAACAUGGUUGGCUUGUUCUACGCAAGGAAGGGUGGCUUUUCUCACCAAUGUUUUGGAGCUUCAUACCCUCCCUGAGGCCAAAAGUCGUGGAGACCUACCCGUUCUAUUUCUCAAGAGCAGCAAGCAACCGAAAGAAUUUGCAGAAAGCCUGAAGUCAGAGGCUCAUUAUUACAACGGAUUCAACUUAAUGUUGGUGGAUAUUGAGUCGAAAUCAAUGGUGUACGUCUCGAACAGGCCAAAGGGACAAGCUAUUACCAUUGAAGAGGUUGCACCAGGGCUGCAUGUACUUUCAAACGACAAGUUAGAUUCGCCGUGGCACAAGUCUCUACGGCUUGAAUUAAGUUUCAAAGAACACGUUGCCAAAUACGGGGAAGGCGAAAUUGGCGUAAAGGAGGUGAUUGAAAAGGUAAUGAAGGACAGAGUUAAAGCCGACAAAAGCUUACUACCUCGAAUAUGCUCACCUGAUUGGGAAUUCAAUCUCAGCUCCAUUUUUGUUGAAGUAGAAACGCCACUGGGUGUAUAUGGAACAAGGAGUAGUGCUGCAUUGACCGUAAGAUCAAGUGGGGAAGCAAGUUUUUAUGAGGUUUAUCUGGAUGAUGCCAAGUGGAAGGAACAUGUAAUCGAUUUCCAUAUUGGGAAGUUGAAGUAGAGAACAGUCACACGGAUGAAUUGGCCUGGGCAAGAGUAAUAUAUGACACAAUUCUAGCUUUAGUAUGCUCAAGUAAUGAACUCUAUCAUCAUUCAUGAAUGAGGAAGAAUCAAAAUCAAUUGAUCCAGUUUCUUCAUAUUUAUGUAAUUCAUGUUUGAUGAGAUAUGCCGUGAAUAAGCACUGGUAAUAGAGUGCAUGCAUGUAUGUGGAUUAUUAGCCAAUGAAAUAUAGUCAUUGAUAACAUACAAAAUUGCCCACAUAGGAGAAAGCUGCGACGAACCAUGAAUCCAAUAUUCACUCACGCUGCAAUAGAUGACACAAUUCC
Messenger RNA from Vigna angularis (adzuki bean), 1474 nucleotides. RefSeq lists its product as uncharacterized. The transcript is spliced from 5 exons. NCBI's taxonomy places the organism in Eukaryota, Viridiplantae, Streptophyta, Magnoliopsida, Fabales, Fabaceae. The record is from RefSeq and is a predicted model, not a curated record. Bases 349 to 1149 code for a protein of 266 amino acids.